AUGGCAUUUAGAAUGCGUGAACCGCAUUGGGAGAUGCUGGUUACUUUCUUUGAGGCCAACCCUUCACUGGUGACGGGCCGAUUUAGUGGGGCCAACGGCAAAGAGAAACAAAAACAACUUUGGGCAGAAAUCGCUGCUCAACUCAAUUCACUGGGCCUUGGUCAGCGAAGCGUGGAUAAGUGGCAGAAAGGAGGCAAUAUACGAGAGGACCAGAAAAAAACCGGUGGGGGGCCUCCUUUGGAAACACCUUUCAGCAAAUUCGAAUUAAGAAUUCUGGAAAUCCUAGGGCCUUUAUUUAUUGAAGGUGUGAAUUACUUAGAAAUAGGAUUGACUAAAUCUACAUUGGUAAAUAGGCCAAAAAUUUCAUUCCGAAACAGCAUAAUAAGUCAGGACGGUUUACUGACGCAGACUAUUUUGUCUGCAUCAAAUUCGCAAGCUGUCCAAGAAAAAAAAUCAGACACGCCAACACCAAACAAGACAACCACGGUCUUGGAUCCAUCUCCAAAAUUAGUGGAUCACUCAUACACUCUAAGCUCGGCCCCAAAAAAACUCAAGGCAGAUUCAGGCACUAUAGAGAAAUCUUACCAAGAAACAGUGGUUCUGUUGAGGGAAAUAAAAGAAACACUUAAGGAAGUACCUGCUGAAAUAAGGGACUUGAAACUUGAAUUAAGAGAACUCAGAAAUGCAAUCACAUUAAGUAAAAGCCCUUCCACCACCAUGGAAACACCUAUCAUAAAGGCGAUUGAAAACACAGAACAAAUUGUUUCGCUAAACAUUGUUCCCUCAACCCAGAACACCAAUCCUGUUCAGACAUCAUCCAGCACUAUUGUAAAAGAUGACAUCACCAUACUACAGGAAAUUGAUUUCAAACCCCAGAAACCACCAGUACCUGAAAUAGAUGGAAAGAAUUUUAUUCUAACUCGAUACAUUAGACUACCUCUUUUAAAAAGAAAGAUGCCAGUACCCAGCGUAUACGUUCCUUCGAAAUCUACAGUCGGGGGCAAGACUUUGGAGCCAGUAGCCAAAACGUCAAAGAAAAAUCCACCAAAGAUUCCAAAGGGAAAGAUGGAAGAGAAAAAAUCGGAAAGUUGGUACUGCAAAGGAUGCCAAGAAGACCGAGUCGCGGAUAUGCGCUUGUGUGUUAUAUGCAAAUGUUAUUUGCACGAUGAAUGCCUGGGGUUGACCAAAGAAGACAAGAUAGAAGGAUACAUUUGCCCUUACUGUUCUUAA
Ceutorhynchus assimilis (cabbage seed weevil) is the source of this 1230-nucleotide messenger RNA. The record is from the annotation of a GenBank genome assembly. NCBI's taxonomy places the organism in Eukaryota, Metazoa, Arthropoda, Insecta, Coleoptera, Curculionidae.